AUGUUUCCAGUAAACUUUGCAGAGAUUCGACUAGUGAAGCCAGACGACUUUGUUUUUGACAAGACCAUAUGCACAGAGGAAACUAACAAACCAAAGAUCCUUCGGGAAUAUUCAAAGGAAGAAAAGGCCUGCAUCCUAAAGAAACGGAUACUUGCGGUCGCAGGCAGAAAGGGUGGAUGGCCACAGAAGAAGGCUUCGAGAAGGGAGUCCGAGUCAAUGUGGGAUGUGGAUCUAUCAAGGGCAGACCAAGGCCAUUUUGACCAGAGAGGAAACUUUAUUCUUGGAACACCCCGGAGUCCUUCUUUUUCAUGGCUCGUAAAGAAAGAGGGAAGCAUCUACGGUCCAUUUACCGGGCGAGAGAUGAAAGAAAAAGUAAACAGUGAAGAAUUGAAAGGGACAGAGAUCAGAAGAGACAUAGACAAAGGGUUUGUAUCUUACGAUAGCCUAGCCAUCGACCUUGGGGAUUUCCUUUCAUCGGAGAAGCUUGACGAGUACUUUGAGAUGCAUGCAGCUAUUAAGAAGCCUCUUGAGAAGUCCCAGGAAUUUUUUGAAGAUCUUUCCUCAUUAUCGCUGAAGAGGCAUCCAAAAAAAGAUCUUGACCGCUCGAAGAUUCUUGAAGGCUGUGUCAAGUCAAGGAACUUUCUUCAUUCUAGAAAUCCAUCGGUCUCCCUUGGCUUUAUGGAGAGAAAGAUCUCUGGAAAGUCAUUCUCAGAUGCCAUAAAAAUAAUCUCUAAUGUCGCCGGGUUCAACAAAGCUGAAUGUGAGGAGUUUCUGAACCUAUUUCUUGACGAAUCAAAGCUCUCAAUUCUCUCAGACAUUUGCCCUGAUGGCUUUGUAAAGGUUACAUCUGUAACAAGAAAAGGAUCCAGAAGGUAG
Messenger RNA from Encephalitozoon romaleae SJ-2008, 876 nucleotides. RefSeq lists its product as hypothetical. Lineage: Eukaryota; Fungi; Microsporidia; Unikaryonidae. The transcript has a single exon. The record is from RefSeq and is a predicted model, not a curated record. Bases 1 to 876 code for a protein of 291 amino acids.